AUCGAGUCUGGCAGCCAGAAGAAACAAGGAAGUGUAAACAGCAGCAACCAGUCAAAGUACAAGCUAGCUGUAAGUCCAUCAGUGGGUCAGUUUAAGCUGCAGCACGGUGUGUUUACCUAACAAUACAGCAAAAUGCCUGCGAUACAGACACCAAGGAUUCAAGCCAUUAAGACCAGUGCAAGUGACGGACUGGAGGGAUUCAAGGCACAUGCUGUGUUCCAGGAAAUCAACAAAAAGCUCCAGGAGGAAGGGGAGCAGUUUGUGAAGAAGAUCGGCGGCGUGUUUGCCUUCAAAGUAAAGGACGGCCCAAAUGGACAGGAGGCAACUUGGUUGGUUGACGUGAAGAACGGCAAAGGCAGCGUUCACAAUGACACAGCUAAGAAAGCAGAUUGCACCAUCUCCAUGUCAGAUACAGACCUGCUGGCCUUGAUGACAGGAAAGAUGAACCCACAGACUGCUUUUUUCCAGGGCAAACUGAAGAUCACAGGGAACAUGGGACUGGCCAUGAAGCUUCAGAGCUUGCAGCUGCAGCCGGGAAAAGCCAAGCUGUAGAGGAGACGUCGGCUAGCUGUAACUACACCUCUGAACACUGAAUAACCACAGAAAAUUUGUCUGGUUUCAGAUAAAUGUUAACCUCCUCAUCAGAGGACUGAACCACUUUCCCUACUGACCGACCGGGAGAUAAGUCAGCAGCCCUGCCAAUAUAACUGGAUAAUAACAUAGAUGGACAGAUAAUUAAUUUUCUAAUCAUGUCCCUCUCGUGAUAACACCGUCAGUACACUAAAGUAGAGGCAGGUGCUUCCUACUUAUAGAUAUUAAUUCAGUUUAUGUCCAGUUUUUCAAUAACUCCCCAAUGUCUGUUGCCGAGGAAAUCUUUCUUUGAGUGUAGUAUGAGUGGAAAUGUCAUAAGUAGAGCAAAAUUUAUGUAUUUUUCCAAAAAUCAUGGACAAAACAGUUUAAGUGCCUCCUUGCCUCCAACUUGUAUUUUGCUCUAACCCCAUAGAAAUGUUUUUCACUGUGGCCGCCCAAGGUUUUGAUGGAGGGGGCUGUAAUUUUCUGCUGUAUUAUCAUUACUGCACGUUCUCUCAAAGAUUUCUACUUAAUAAAUUUGCCUUUGCUGCAACGUC
Centropristis striata (black sea bass) is the source of this 1127-nucleotide messenger RNA. RefSeq names its product sterol carrier protein 2b (gene scp2b). Lineage: Eukaryota; Metazoa; Chordata; Actinopteri; Perciformes; Serranidae. Bases 133 to 552 code for a protein of 139 amino acids. The transcript has 5 exons. The record is from RefSeq and is a predicted model, not a curated record. Gene Ontology annotation, cellular component: cytosol.